Hemiscyllium ocellatum (epaulette shark) is the source of this 1418-nucleotide messenger RNA. Its product is annotated as putative protein MSS51 homolog, mitochondrial. The transcript is spliced from 7 exons. Lineage: Eukaryota; Metazoa; Chordata; Chondrichthyes; Orectolobiformes; Hemiscylliidae. The coding region runs from base 75 to 1418 and encodes 447 amino acids. The record is from RefSeq and is a predicted model, not a curated record.
AUCUGGAAUUGCCACUCAGCGCUGGGGACAGUGAGGGACUGAGACACUGGGAACGACUCAUUAAGACUGGCACCAUGUCGCAAUCUAAGGUAAAAAAAUCUUUGAGGAAGGUGACUGAUGCUCCGAGUGCCGCAGGAGUCUACACAGAUUCACUUGGGUUUGCUGCUAUGGAUUACAAUGUCCCAGGCCUGUCCAAAGUUAUCCUUUCAAAACUGAAUAUGGAAAGUUAUGAUGAUUACAGAGCUGCGUUGGAGGGAAGGAAAUGUGCAUCGGAGUUUGGAAUCCGUACUUACCGGGAGAUGUUUCAGAAGAUGGAGGACACAUUUAAAUUCUGCGCAGAGUGCAAGAAGCUUCCGGAAGCGCUGGCAGAUCCCAGGGCUCUGCGACGCUGCAAAAGAUGUCAGAAUGUUUAUUACUGCGGGACAGACUGUCAACGAGCAAGCUGGCCAGUCCACAAGAAGUUAUGCAAGAAAUUAAAGUGGGCGGCGAUUGAUCGACUGAUUGAGUGGCUCGUGUUCACAGGUGACAUUCCUUUUCCAAGUCUAAACUGGACGCAAGCUGUGUCGGAGGUGAAUGGUUGGGAUGCGUGGUUCUUAAUGCAAGAAGACCUGGAUAGCAAACUAAGCACCAUUCUGAAUUGUAAGCACAUGAAGAUAUUGUGGGAAAAUGCUGGGAAGCCACAGCCUGAAGACGAGGACCUACUAGCAUCCAUCAAACGGGUGACCACUGACUUUCUGGCAAGGCCAGUUACGAUUGGAUUCGCCCUGCACCGUUUUGGCAUUGACCCCUGUGAGAGGCCCAUCACCAUUCACAUUGUUGGUGCCUCUCACACAGAGACCCUUAACGCCAGGCGUACGGAUUAUGAUGAGCUGACUCGUAUGUUUCCACACAACGAUGGCAUCGAGGUGGUCAUGAUUGGGCCUGAGGUUGUGGCAGGGCCAACUCUCUGGCCUCCCUUGGAGACCUACGCAGGCAGGAAGCGGGUGUAUCUGAGCGGCUGGAAGGGGCUGUACCACGUGUACUGGGAGACAAUGGUGGAGCCAGGACGUGCUGCCCGGCCUAGUCUGGUGGUAGGAUUUCAUCCAGGGUUUCAUGUUUCACAGGGUUUAGCUGAGGGAUGGCUCCCGACUCUUCUACUACUGAGGGACUACAAUAUCCCAUCUCUCUUUACAGUGUACAGCGACCAGGAAUUGAAGUAUUCCCUUGCGAUCCUUCAGGAGCUGGAAACCCGAAUCAUUGGUUACGGGCCGAAUCCUUUUGCCUCCCUGAAACUAGAGCAGGUGCAGUCCGAUCCCAACAAGCAGUUGGUCCACAGCAACUCCAGCUUCCUGAUGUUCCAUGGAGUUACUGAGUCCCAGGAUGCAAUGGGUGAGGAGGACCUGGGUCAAGAGAACCCCCUUCCCACCCAGUCGGAGUGA